AAAAGCCAAGGCGCGCUUUCCCGCGCCGCCGUCCGUUAACUUACACUUAUCUGUUCGUUUCCAUUGCACCGUGCUGCACUUGCGUGUGUACCUUGUGCACUUUGUAGUCGGCAGGACGGGCGUUCGUCUUGUUCGGAGUGCGGAAGUGUCGCAUGGUGCGAUUGGAAGGUUCAGAAAGUGCGACGAGCGGACCUAUACACUAACCUCAUUGACAAUCAGCUGGAACGUGUCAAUCGUCGCUUGUCGCAAUCAGGUUAGGUUCACCUCGGCGAGAAUUGAAACUCAUCCCGGGUCGUAGUGAAAAGUUCGCGAUGACGAAGACGGACAGCGCGGUGGUCGUGCGCGUGUUAUACGGAAGCGAGACCGGAACCGCUCAGGACGUCGCCGAGCAGGCUUGGAAGAGCGCCAAAAGGAAAGGCCUACAAAGCACUGUUUCAUCUCUGGAAGAUUAUGACAUUCGUAAUCUUAUCUCCGAUCAGCUCAUCAUCUUUGUGGUGGCUACCACUGGACAAGGGGAUCCUCCCGCCAAUAUGCGACGAUUUUGGCGGUUGUUGUUGCGGAAAAACCUACCAGUGAAUAUGCUGCAGGACUUAAAGUACGGUAUAUUGGGUCUAGGUGACAGCUUCUACCAAAAGUUCAACUUCGCCGCGAAGAAGCUGAACAAACGGCUGGCGCAGCUGGGCGGCGAGGAGUUGCUGCCGAUCGGCUUGGCAGACGACCAGCACAAUCUGGGGAUAGACGCUGUCGUUGAUCCUUGGAUGAAGAAACUCUGGGAUGAAAUCGGAAACGCCUUCAAUGUGCCCGUGGAAGACAAGGUCGGCGAAGAGAACUCGGUAAUCGAGAGGUACGAUGUAGCCGUGAUGGAGACGGGCCGGUCGACUUCCAUGAGCAGCCUAUGCCGGUCGAAAAGUGACAUCUACGCUCAGGAAGCGCUCACGAAAGAUGGAGUGCGAAUAGGGACGAUAGUCGAGAAUAAAAGGACCACGACAGAGGAUCACUUCCAGGACGUGAGACUCAUCCAGAUACAAUCGGACGGCGUCCAAUACCAGCCGGGCGACGUCGCCUACGUCCGGCCGAAGAACUCUGUGCAGCAAGUCAAGCGUUUCUUCGACAUCCUUCACGAGCAUGACGUGAAACUCUUCCCGGACACGGUGAUACAAGUGUCGCAGAAAGAGAUCAAGGUUCCCUUCGUGCUGCAGCGCAACUUGACUCUGGGGGAGAUCGCGGAGCAAUAUUGGGAUCUGAACUUCAAACCACGUCGAUCCACCAUGUACACUCUGUCCUUGAUCAGCGAGAACGAGCUGGAGAAGGAGAAGCUUCAUGAGUUCGCCAGUCCGGCCGGUCAAGAGGAGCUCUAUGACUACAUCAAUAGACCGAGGAGGAAUGUCCUGGAGCUCCUGACAGACUUCCCGCACACCACUGGCAAGCUGAACGCGAAGUUGCUUUUCGAGAUCAUGUCCCCGGUGAAGCCGCGUGCCUACAGCAUCGCCUCCAGCUCGAAGGCCACUCCGAACGCAAUACAGAUUCUGGUGGCGGUCGUCAGGUACAAGACAAGGCUGCUGGAGCCGCGUUUCGGUUUGUGUUCCGAGUGGCUGGCUAGUUUGAGAAACAACGACAAGCUGGUGUUCUGGCUGCAGGGGGGGACUUUUCGGUUUGCGAAGGAUAAGCCGAUAAUCCUGAUCGGCCCUGGCACGGGACUCGCGCCUUUUAGGUCCUUGCUCCUAGAAAGAGCCCUGACUGACGAGAGUUUGAGGGACUAUGCGCUCUUCUUCGGUUGCAGAAAUAAAGAAAGGGAUUAUCACUGCAAGGAGGAUCUGGAGAGAUUGUCGAGGGAGAAGAACUUGAAGGUGUUCUGCGCGUUCUCCAGGGAUCAGGAGAAUAAAGUGUAUGUGCAACACGUUAUACGUCGACAAAGAGAGUUAUGCUGGCAAUUUCUGCAAAACGGCGGUAGCAUUUAUCUAGCAGGGAAUUCUAAGAACAUGCCGAACGAUGUGCGCGAUGAAUUCGUCAAUUUAGUGAAGGAAAUUGGUGAAAUGACGAAAGAAGAGGCGGAAGUAUUCGUCGAGCAUUUAGAGAAAAACAAUCGAUAUCAGUGCGAGACGUGGAGUUAAUACGAGGAAAAAAAA
Molecule: messenger RNA, 2126 nt
Organism: Dinoponera quadriceps
Lineage: Eukaryota; Metazoa; Arthropoda; Insecta; Hymenoptera; Formicidae
Product: NADPH-dependent diflavin oxidoreductase 1
Exons: 3
Coding region: 312-2111 (599 amino acids)
Cellular component (GO): cytosol
Molecular function (GO): NADPH-hemoprotein reductase activity; flavin adenine dinucleotide binding; FMN binding
Source: RefSeq, a predicted model, not a curated record